Molecule: messenger RNA, 1360 nt
Organism: Phaethon lepturus (White-tailed tropicbird)
Lineage: Eukaryota; Metazoa; Chordata; Aves; Phaethontiformes; Phaethontidae
Product: choline transporter-like protein 5
Exons: 11
Coding region: 1-1275 (424 amino acids)
Biological process (GO): transmembrane transport
Cellular component (GO): membrane
Molecular function (GO): transmembrane transporter activity
Source: RefSeq, a predicted model, not a curated record
AUGAACAAUAGUGUAAAAUACAAGGGAAAGAAAACAGUGUACAGAAGGCAGGAUAUUGGUUCGAUUCUUGAUAAAUCUAACUUUGUUUGUUUGUUUACAGUGAUAAUACUUUGUGGUGUUGAAGUCAUAAUCAUACUGAUGCUGAUCUUCCUGAGGAAUCGGAUCCGGAUUGCUAUUGCACUGUUGAAGGAAGGUAGUAGGGCUAUUGGCUAUAUAAUGUCUACAUUGUUCUACCCAAUCGUCACCUUCAUACUCAUUGCAGUUUGUAUUUCCUACUGGGCUGUGACAGCUGUUUUUCUAGCUACAUCAGGAGAACCUGUGUAUAAAGUAAUGGCUAAUCAAACACUGUGCAAGUAUGCAAACCUGACUUGUGACCCGGAGACUUUUAACACAACUAAUGUGACUAAAUUGUGUCCGGGUGCUCAGUGUACUUUUGCUUUUUACGGAGGAGAAAGCCUGUACCACAAGUACAUCUUCAUCUUCCAGUUAGCCAAUGCCUUUGUCUUUCUCUGGCUGGUCAACUUUGCAAUUGCACUGGGUCAGUGUACCCUUGCUGGUGCCUUUGCCUCUUAUUACUGGGCCUCUCGAAAACCAGCCGAUAUUCCACUGUGGCCACUCUUUUCUUCAUUUGGACGAGCAAUACGAUACCAUACAGGUUCACUGGCAUUUGGAGCCUUAAUUCUUGCAAUUGUCCAGCUUAUUAGAGUAAUACUGGAGUACUUGGAUCACAAACUGAAAGGUACACAGAACUCCUUCACUAGAUUUCUACUCUGCUGCCUCAAAUGCUGUUUCUGGUGUUUGGAAAAAUUCUUAAAAUUUAUAAACAGAAAUGCCUACAUCAUGAUUGCCAUAUAUGGUAAAAACUUCUGCACCUCGGCAAAGGAAGCAUUCUUUUUGCUCAUGCGGAAUGUGGUGAGAGUUGCAGUUCUGGACAAAGUUACAGACUUUCUUCUGUUCCUGGGGAAAAUUCUCGUCGCUGGUGGUGUAGGUGUUCUUGCGUUCUUUUUCUUCACACAGAGAAUACCAGUCUUUGCGCAGGAGGCACCAACGUUAAAUUACUACUGGGUACCGCUGCUGACGGUCAUUAUUGGCUCCUACCUAGUUGCACAUGGGUUCUUCAGCGUCUAUGCAAUGUGUGUCGACACGCUUUUCCUCUGCUUUUGUGAAGACCUGGAAAGAAAUGAUGGAUCUACAGCAAAACCCUACUUCAUGUCAGCUAGCCUCCACCGAAUUCUAGGGAAGAAGGAACUAAGCCCUAAGAAGGCAGUGGGAUAACAUACACUAAACCUCGACAUCAAAGCAGUGUCACUUUUAAGCAAAACGUGUAUAAAGUAGGCAAAAGUAAAAACUGUAAAUGAUG